Messenger RNA from Gadus morhua (Atlantic cod), 1147 nucleotides. RefSeq names its product Holliday junction resolvase MOC1, chloroplastic. NCBI's taxonomy places the organism in Eukaryota, Metazoa, Chordata, Actinopteri, Gadiformes, Gadidae. The transcript is spliced from 3 exons. The record is from RefSeq and is a predicted model, not a curated record. Bases 282 to 977 code for a protein of 231 amino acids.
GCAACGCCUGCCAAGGGCUGCACUCUUUCUGAAUAAUAGCCGUUGGGCGUUUCACUCAAUACUUUAAGAAACAUUGCAUCCUCACUGACUCAAAGGACACCCGCAGCUCCAACAACACGAGCCAUCAGAGAACCAGCAAGAUCAUCCAGACAUGUUUGGAAAUAAUAAUGCAGGUAGCUGCCAUCCAUCUGGUUAUGACCUGGGGCCCGUGCCAGGGGCCGACCCAUGCCCAGGGGGCGAUCAGGAGGGCCUCGACUUGAGCUUACUUGAUUUUGGAAACGAUGGAAAAAAAGGCGACCGUCAGUGUGACAACCGUGGGUCUGAAGACGACGCCCGGGACAAAGGCCGUUGCCAUGAUGAUGACCGCCGGGAAAGAGACGGUCACCGCGGCGACAAGGACUGCGAUUCCGGUGAUCGUGACGCCGGCCGUCGCCGCGACGAUGAAUGCCGUGAAAAGGGUGGUCGCCGCGACGACAAGCACUGCGAUUCCGGUGAUCGUGACGGCGGCCGUCGCCGCGACGAUGACUGCCGUGAAAAGGGUGGUCGCCGCGACGACAAGCACUGCGAUUCCGGUGAUCGUGAUGCCGACCGUCGCCGCGACGAUGACUGCCGGGACAAAGAGGAUCGCCAUGGCGAUAGAGGAGGCAGAUGCAGCCCCAAACAGCGUGAUGGGAGCCACGAGCGCCACCGCAAAAACAGCAAGAGUCCGGACCACCGUCGCCGAGGCAGUAAAAGCCCUCGCCGUCGCCGAGGCAGCAACAGCCCUCGCCGUCGCCAUGGUAGCGGCCAUGGUAGCGGCCAUGGUAGCGGCAGCGGCAGCGGCAGCGGCAGUAGUGGCAGUGAGAGCGACGGCAACCACGGGCGCAGACGUAAGCACAAGGGCCACAAGCAUGGGCAUGGGCACGGGCACGGGCACGGGCAUGGGGGUGGUAGGGGAAAGGGCCAUGGUCAUAAGCACUGCUAGAUGUUCCUCAUGAGUCCGAUCUACAGAACGCACAUUUGCACCAAACUAGAUGGUACAUACAUACAGUAAUGGAUGAUUGUAUGCAGAGUAGUUAUGUGGUUAUGUUACACCUUCCUAUUGGAUGAUGUCCUGAGGAAAAUUGUAACUGAAUGACAAUAAUAAUAAAGUCAUAAUCUCACAAUG